Molecule: messenger RNA, 2601 nt
Organism: Sander lucioperca (pikeperch)
Lineage: Eukaryota; Metazoa; Chordata; Actinopteri; Perciformes; Percidae
Gene: znf362a
Product: zinc finger protein 362a
Exons: 9
Coding region: 246-1580 (444 amino acids)
Biological process (GO): regulation of transcription by RNA polymerase II
Cellular component (GO): nucleus
Molecular function (GO): RNA polymerase II cis-regulatory region sequence-specific DNA binding; DNA-binding transcription factor activity, RNA polymerase II-specific
Source: RefSeq, a predicted model, not a curated record
UAUUAAACUUCCCACGCAUGUGCACGGUUUUAUUCAACCCCAACAUCUGCAAGGAAAUGUCAGCGUUUAAAUCAGAAACCAGAAAAUGGGUUGAAAAAUCAGUUUCAGCUCAGUGUUUUUAGACGCCUGCAGCACCCAGAAGUGAACAGCAGGCGACCCGGAAGGUUUGAAGUCCGACUGAGAGCAGGCAGAGAGAAGAGUCUAAUCCUUUAUUAAAUAGCUAUUUCUUCCCUCGCUGGUUCAGGAUGGCUGAACCUCUCUUUAACAAUCCCUAUUUUUGGCCUCCACCUUCCACUAUGCCCGGCCAGCUGGAUAACCUAGUCUUGAUUAAUAAAAUCAAGGAGCAGCUGAUGGCAGAGAAGAUCAGACCUCCACAUCUGCCUGCUGCCUCAGCCCCUUCCCAACAGCAAUUACUGGCUCCCCCCAUCCAGUCUGAUGGUGGCCAGCACGGGAUGUCCAAAACUCACCAGAUGCCGGUUCUCCAUAGCCCGUCUCAGCCAGAUAUCGCCCUGCACGCCCGCCCCGCCUCCAGCUCUGUCACAGGUCGGAUUCUGGGGGAUGUAAACUUGAAUCUGGACGAUAAGGCAGCUAUAAAAGCCAGAGGAUUAUGGGAAGACUGGCAUCUGCGUCAACUUAUAGACCAUCCCUCCAGGACGAACCACGUCUCAGGUGUUGCGCUGGCAUCCAGAACAGGCAACCUCAACACCUCAGAGAUCAUCACCCCCACCACGCCCACCUCGAGCAGCCACAGCCGGCUGGGCCGAGCCCCCACACCUCACCUCAUCUCAGGGUUAGCCUGCAGCCACGGGAUGGAGCCUGGGAAAAACAACGGGGGCCUCGUCGGACUCCUCGGCCCUCCUCCAAAGGAAGAACGGGGGCGUAAGAGGAUCAAAGCAGAGAACGGGUCGUCUCUUUUGGUGGUACCCUACCCGAUCCUAGCCUCAGGCAACGACCAGUCCUGUGUCACCAUCACUGCCAAACAGGGAAAAACCUACAGGUGUAAAGUUUGUCCGCUGACCUUCUUCUCCAAGUCAGACAUGCAGAUCCACUCCAAAACACACACAGAGAUGAAGGCUCACAAGUGUCCUCACUGCACUAAGUCCUUUACAAACGCAUCAUACUUGGCCCAGCACCUGCGCAUACACCUGGGCGUCAAACCCUACCGCUGCUCCUACUGCGAGAAAUGUUUCCGCCAGCUCUCCCAUCUGCAGCAGCACACCAGAAUCCACACAGGCGAUCGGCCGUACAAAUGCGGCCAUCCAGGAUGUGAAAAAGCUUUUACUCAGCUAUCUAAUCUGCAGUCCCACCAGAGGCAGCACAACAAGGACAAGCCCUUCAAAUGUUCCAACUGUUACCGUGCCUAUUCAGACUCUGCCUCGCUGCAGAUCCACCUGUCUGCACACGCCAUCAAAAACGCCAAGGCCUACUGCUGCAGCAUGUGCGGCCGGGCAUACACGUCGGAGACGUACCUUAUGAAACACAUGUCUAAACACACAAUGGUGGAACAUGUGGUGUCCCAUCAUUCCCCCCAGCACAGGACAGAGUCUCCUACCAUACCUAUACGGAUCUCCCUCAUCUGAGCUGAUCUCCUGUCCUUCCAUCAGAGACGUUUCCUGUGAUAUCUGCGCUCUUCUGAUGGACUUUGAACCCAUAAAUGGGAUCCAAAAAUGUGCCAGAUUGUACAAGUAUCUUGUGAAGAGGUGCUCUUUUAUUGAGUAUAUCCUCCUUUCCUUUCUUGCUGACCAGAUAGUAUUAUCGGGGACAUCCAAAGAUGACUUCUCAGCACUUUCAGGCCUGGAAAUGACAGGCCUAAAAAUGUCUUUUUCUAUUUGACUUCACAGAAAAAAUACAAAGUAAGUAUUGCUCCGGGCAGCUACAGUACAUAGAAAGUCUUUUUAAACCUUUUUGUGUUAUAACAAGAUUACAUUGUCUUUUUUAAAUGGUCCAUAACUUUCUUUAAUCAAGUCUUUGCAAAAAAAUAAUAUUUGCAUCAGAAAUAGUCUUCCGUUAGCUGAGUGGCCAAGUGAACAUAAAGGUGAAUGCUUAUAUAAUGUGUAUUCAUGUAAAUUGUGCCACUUUUUAUGUCAGUGUUUGCAAUCUUUCACCAAUCAUGUGGCCAUUACACACUCUCACCCUGUUGCCAACAUCGGACUGACUAGGAUGUGUGACUCAUAAUGGAUGGAUGGUUGGAUAUAUUUUAUUUUACAUAUAUUUUGUAAUGUUUAAAAAUAUGCUCAAAGCUGUCCUCAAGUUUAACCUGGUCAAGUUUACAAAGUGCUUUAGAUCUCCUAAAAUAUAAGAACUGUUAAAAGGUGUUUGAUAAAAAGACACUAAAAACCACAUAAAAUCUGAUUUGAAUCUUUAAUUGAUGCAAUGAAUGUGAGAGAUUCUGCUUUCAAGUGCUGUUAAGUACAGGAAGUGAAUUGAAAAUGUGUUUUUGUAAAAGUCAAAACCCCCUGAAAAUAUAAUAAUGUAUAUGCAUUUAUUUUGCCAAAUUUGCCACAAUAUUUAUAAUUAUGAUGUUCAUAUUAAAUUGAAUCAUGCACUCAGUGCUUUUUUUGUCCACGUUGAGUGUGGAAAUGAAUAAACGUUACACCACCA